AUGCCCAAAUCGCAGGGGCCACGCCCCGCGCUGGUACUCGGUAGCGUAUCUAGCCCCGCCCCCAAGGCAGGCCAAUCGGAGCGCGGAGCGGGCCGAGCCCCCGCAGUUCGCACGCGGCCGGCCUGCGUGCGGGGGACCAUGGAGCCCCGGCUGGGCUCUGUUGGCCCUCGCGCUCAUCUCCAGGCCCGGCCGCCGCCUCCCGAGACACUUCCGCGGGCGAGCUGGGACGAGGACGCGUACGACUGCCCUGACUACUACUACCUGCGCGACUUCCCGGCCUCAGGGGCUGGGCGCAGCAAGGGUCGGACCCGGCGGGAGCAGGUCCUGCACACCAACCGGCCGGUGCCGGGCGGCCACGAGCGCAAAAUCGCGCUGAAGAUACUCGCGGGACUGCGCAAGCGCCGCCAGCGCCAGAUGCAGCCGCGGCCGCGCACGCGCCUUGCGUGAGCACAUGGAGCGCUGCCGCCCCGCCCACGCCGCCUGCCCGCUGACCCCAGAAUGGGCUGCUCUGCGCUCUCAGCUUGGCGGUUGGCUGCAAGGGGAUACCCAGAGGACCCGUUAAAAGUAUUUUCGCAGACUCCAGCUGUAACUGCUCCUCCAUGUUGAUCAACAGAACUCCAUAUCGCCUAAAUUUACUGCUUCAGUCUUUGCUUUACAAUUGUUAGUUAAGUAACGUCCAGUGGGUAUGCCUUCUUAAGGUUUUUAAUUAAAAGAAGACAGCACCAAUGGCAUUUUAGCUCUUCCGAGUUCCCUCCCACCCACCCCCGCCCCAAAAUUCGGUUCCAGUCUAACAGUUGGAUACUUAUAUAUAAAGAAGUGAUCACAAAUCGGGAGUGGUGAUGCACACAUAAUCUCAGCACUUGGGAGACUGAGGCAGAAAGAUGACUGUGAGUUCCGGACAUAAUGAAUUCAAGGCAGCCUGCACUAUAUAUAGGGAGACCCUGUCUCAAGAAAAAAAAAAAAUCCUUUGCUGCUCUGGAAGAAGGGAGAAAUUUAUGACUGACAUCCAACACAAAAGGAAGUUCCACCUUUGUUCUUUCAUAAACCUCACCUAAUCUCCAAGACUUUCCCAUGGAGCCCUUCAUGAAAUGCCCUGGCCAAAUUUCCCUCUAUUGCGAUUCUGUUACCUGUAAAACCAUCUCACACCAAGUAUCUAUCACUAAAGUACAGCCCCUGGCCUUUGCAAUCAAAGGUUCCCUCUUCCUGGUGUUCACUUUGCCUUCGCAGACUUGCUUUCCCAUUCAGAUGUUCUCUUUAAGAGUCCUGCCCUAGGGGCUGGGGAUUUAGCUCAGCAGCAUAAGCGCCUAUAAUUGCAAGCAGGCAGUGGUGAGUUCGAUCCCUGGUACCGAAAAAGACAAAAAAAAUAGUCCUGCCCUAUUGUGGUAGACACACAAACUCUGACCUCUUAGAGAUCAUGUGCCAAGUUCGUGACCCCAGAAUAGCAAACAAUGGAUUGCAAGGGCCACGUUGUUGAGAGGAACAAAGGUUUAUUGAGAGAGAGCUCCUGAGAGACAAGCGGAGGAGAGGUCCCAAAAGUCCCUUGCCGCAGAGGCUCUAAGAUUUUUUUUUUUUUUGAUCAAACUCAUAAUCUCACACCUGCCAGGCAGGCACUUAGGCCACUGAGCUAAAUCUCCGAUCCUCUCCAAGAAUAUUUUAUGCAGCAAAAUCACAACAUGGGUCAGACUACAUCCUAUCUAUAGGAUUACAAGCAUAGUCACUUAGCGAAUGAUGAUCCACUAGUAAAGCAAGGUCCAUAACAAGGCUAUAUGGCUAGCAUCACUCGCUUAUUAUAGCCACAUACACAGAAAAGGCUGGGAUGUCCUAGUUGCUCACCUAUGUGUUUGGUCCCUAUCUCGGCCAACUGGACAGCUGGUGCUGAUUACAGUACAAUCUCAAAUUGCUGCUUAUCUCUAAAGGAGGCUCCCAGGCCCAGCUAUUGCAUCUGCAUCUUGAGGCCUGGCUUUGUUUGGCUGGGCCUCUGGCCACAGAAGUGAACUGUUUUCAUCUUCCACACUGACUUCCUAGGGUUCAGACCCUGUCUGCCUAAUUGUUUUUGCAUUUUUUAAAUUUUAUUGGUACAUUUUAGAGUGCUGGGGAUACAGCUCAGUGGCAUAAGCACCUGCCUGGCAAAUGCAAGGUCCUGAGUUCGAUCCCCAGUACAAAAGAAAAAAAAAGUCAGCUUAGCAUGUUUUAGAUAUACAAAACAUCAUAGGGAGUUUAUACGUGUAUGUGACAUACCUUGCUUCUUUUUUCUCCCAUUCCCCUCCCUCCCUUCAACCCGUCUCCCCCUCCUUAUUUACAAAAUUUUUUUUCCUUCUGUCUUUCCUUUUUACCCUUUCCCUUCUAUUCUUUUUUGCCUAUUAAUUUCUCAGCUGUCUGAAUUACUGCC
This is a messenger RNA of Cavia porcellus (domestic guinea pig), 2389 nucleotides long. It is a transcript of the gene Nupr2, whose product is annotated as nuclear protein 2, transcriptional regulator. The transcript has 2 exons. NCBI's taxonomy places the organism in Eukaryota, Metazoa, Chordata, Mammalia, Rodentia, Caviidae. The record is from RefSeq and is a predicted model, not a curated record. Bases 1 to 447 code for a protein of 148 amino acids. Gene Ontology annotation, cellular component: nucleus. Gene Ontology annotation, biological process: regulation of transcription by RNA polymerase II; negative regulation of cell population proliferation; negative regulation of cell cycle.